UUUAAACAGACUAGUCCGCCCCAUUCCCAUCCUUCUGGAUCGGAGGCUCUGCUACGCCGCCGCCGUGGGCCAAGUCCCGGGCGCGCGAGGAGCCCACCCGGCACGGCCGGAAGGAGCGGGGCGGGGCCUCCAGGCUCCCAGCUGGGCCUGAACCCGCUCGGGGAAGCCAGUGUGGGGCCGACUGUUUUUUAGGCAAAAGCCAAGGGCGGGCGCGCCAGGCUGCCUCCCCAGGCUCUCCUUACUUGCAAUUCCUUCCGCUUUGCUGAAUUGGGAGUCGCGAUCUCCAGCACAGGCGGUACAUGCACCUGCCGUGGACCUCAUGUAAGAAUUUACAGAAGAAGGGGCUCUUGACAAAACCCAUCUGUGCACACCGGCAGGUUCCAUGUCAGGAGUGGCUGAGAUGAGGAUGUGCCACAGUUUGUCCUACCUGCAAAGCAGGAUCCAGGACCUGCUGAGGGGAAGAGUCAUUCACUGGGCCCUUCAACAGCCCAACUUCAAAAGCUUACUUCCAUUAACCAUCCAUUGACACCAUACAGACUCCAAGCCUCUGAAUUGUGCUUGACAACAACAUGGAGAUGAUUUUGCCUGUACCUGGACCAAUGAGGGGUCGGUCCAUGGUCGCGAGGAUACAGAGCAGGAGCCUCUGUACUGGCCAUCUUGAGCGGUUGAGACCAACUGGCAUCUUCCUGAACCUAACCGCACUGAACCGCACCGCAGCACACCACAGCGCACUGUAGAUCUAGGCGGGUCGGAGACAGUGCACCCCAGCGCCCAUCAUGUCUGGGCAAAGGAGCCGCGGAGGGUCUUCUGAUCACCAGAGGCGGAACCGCACCCGAAGCCGCACCAGCAGAGCUGAAUUGACCUUCUCUGUGAGCCACCUGGAGCACCUCCUGCGGGACGGCCACUACACCCAGCGUCUCAGCGCCAACGCACCUGUGUACCUGGCGGCCAUCAUCCAGUACCUGACGGCCACGAUCCUGGAGCUGGCGGGCAACGAGGCCCAGAAAAUCGGCUGCAGGCGCAUCACCCCGGCUCUGCUGGACAUGGCGAUCCACAACAACGCACUGCUCAGCGGCUUCUUCGAGAACACCACCAUUUCCCAAGUGGCCCCGGGCAGGCGGUAGCUUCCCAACAUGACCUGGGCUCCCCGGGCCUCGGCCCACUCACAGCCCAGGCAGCCCGGGCCUGUCUGGCGCCUUGGGCCAAGUUAUUGAAAAUAAA
Myotis daubentonii (Daubenton's bat) is the source of this 1221-nucleotide messenger RNA. Its product is annotated as histone H2A-Bbd type 2/3-like. The record is from RefSeq and is a predicted model, not a curated record. The transcript is spliced from 4 exons. Gene Ontology annotation, molecular function: DNA binding; protein heterodimerization activity; structural constituent of chromatin. NCBI's taxonomy places the organism in Eukaryota, Metazoa, Chordata, Mammalia, Chiroptera, Vespertilionidae. Gene Ontology annotation, cellular component: nucleosome. Bases 777 to 1124 code for a protein of 115 amino acids.